Molecule: messenger RNA, 1925 nt
Organism: Eurytemora carolleeae
Lineage: Eukaryota; Metazoa; Arthropoda; Copepoda; Calanoida; Temoridae
Product: group XV phospholipase A2
Biological process (GO): lipid metabolic process
Source: RefSeq, a predicted model, not a curated record
GGUGUUGGGGAGCCCUGAGCCGGAGAACAGUUGAAUAUUGGGUUAAUGUGAGGAUACACGUUACAAUUUACGCCCCCUUGACGCAAACCCUAGAAAGUGACUCUGAAGAUACAUGUCUUAAAUAAUUUAAAAAUAAGAUGUUGAUUAGAGAUCUGAUAUGUUUACUUUGUCUAAUUAUCUAUCAAGUAGAUGGUACCUUUCAUCCUGUAAUCAUGAUUCCAGGAGACGGGGGUAGUCAGGUGGUGGAUUGCUGGGUGGAUAAUAUGAGGUUAAAGUAUGAUCCUAUUACAAGGAAAUCCUCUAACAAUGACGGGGUAGAAAUCAGAAUUCCGAAUUUUGGAAACACAAGCUCUGUGGAGCACCUGGACCCUAGUAUGCAAUAUUUUACUGGAUAUUUUGCAAAUAUUGCAGACCACCUGGUCCAGGCAGGAUAUACCAGGGGGGUCAACCUACACGGAGCACCAUACGAUUUCAGAAAAGCUGCGAACGAACUCGAAGAUUUUUUCGUGAAAGUGAAAGAUUUGAUCGAAGGAACUUACAAGGCCAACAAUAAUCUGAGUGUUAUCCUGUUAACUCACAGUAUGGGGUCUCCUAUGAUGCUUUAUUUUCUUCUUCAACAGAGUCAAGGUUGGAAGGAUAAAUAUAUAAGAAGUAUGGUUACACUAGCUGGACCAUGGGGUGGAACUGUUAGAGCCCUGAAAGUUUUCGCAGUUGGAGACAACCUUGGAGCCUGGCUUCUCAACGAAAAGAAAUUGAUGUGGGAGCAAAGAACUAGUCCUAGUCUAGCCUGGUUAAUGCCACAAAUCGGGUUCUGGGACACUACCGAGGUCCUGGUUGAGACUGCGGAGAAGAACUAUACGAUGAAUGAUUACCAGGAGUUCUUCACAGACUUGAAGGAACCUAACGCUUGGUUUAUGAGAUUAGAUACUAAAGAUUUAAUUGCUGGAUUACCUGCACCUAAUGUCGAGGUUUUCUGUCUGCAUGGGAGUGGAGUUGAUACAACGGAGAAAUUGAUUUAUAAAAAAGGAGAAUUCCCCGGAUCUGAUCCUUCCACAAUUCUCAAGGGGAAUGGAGAUGGAACAGUGAAUUACCGUAGCUUGAUUGGGUGCACCCGAUGGGCUGAUCAGCAGAAGCAGCGGGUAACUCAUCACGAGUUCCCUGGGGUUGAUCAUCUCCAGAUUCUACGAGAAGAGGAACCUGCGGCCUUUAUUAGCAACCUUAUCACCAGCAUUAACAGAAGGACCAAGAUGAAGCUAUGGAACUACAUCAGGAGAGGGUACCAGACCCUUAGCAUGUGGGGGAGGGAGCAUUUCAACAGUCAGGAGAGUUCUGCUGUUCAGAACCAGAAAUAUCAGCGAAAUCAAGAAAGCCAUGAAAGGCAUGAAAGUAUGGAAAAUUAUGGCAACACUGACAAUCAAGAUAGUUUUGAGAACAAAGAGAACCAUGAAAUCAAAAACAACCUAGAGAACAAUAAGAACCAAGAUAACCACAAGAAUUUAGAGGUUGAAAAGAACCAUAGCAGAUAUUUCAUAGAGAGCAAAGAUAACCAGGAGAGCAAAGGCAGUCUAGAAGACGAUGAGACCUACGAGAUAUUUCCAAAAAUAGAAGUAAUAUCCAAAAACUAAAGUUAUUAUAUGAAAAUGGAUAUCUUUACAUAUUUAGUAAAGUUUAAAAGUAAAUUUAGUAAACUCCAAAUUGGUUAAGUGGAAUAAGAUUUAAAGGAAAACCAAAAAAUAAAAUAUGAAUGCUGAGUAUAGAUAAUUGACGCUAUUUUAGUGAGGGUAUUUUUAACUUAGUUGAUACUACGUUAGUUCAUGAGAUAUGGAAAAUUAUCUCAGAUGGAUAUUUAAGAAAGGAUUAAUAUAUAUUUAACCUUUAUAUAUUGGCAACUAUUAUAAAAAUAAAAUAUUUAAAGACACAUAAAA